AUCCACUAAAAAGCUUUUUUCAUCGUUCAAUAAAUCUCUUGAAACACAAGAAGUUGAAAUUUAGACUGAACCGAAACUUUACUCUAUAUCCUUCGAUUUUUGCGAUGAUGAAUUUAAUGAUAUGGUGGUUAUUGUGGCUGUUAUUUGGUCAUGGAUUCACAAUGAAAAUGGGUUGGAAUGAAGAACUUGAGUUUUGUGAGGAAGAAUGGAAGAAAUUUGUGGCGGACAAAAUUGAAAUCGAUUCGAAAUGCAACAAUACUCGUACACGUUGUUGUGUUGAGGAGAAGAAAUAUCUUUUAGAGCGAUUUAAAAUGUUUAGUGAAAUAUGUCCACUCGAAGGGACAUGUGGAUGCAACCCGAUUAUUUUGAACGUUACUGCUGGGAUAUUCUCCAUCAGUAAGUUUAUUAAUGCAUCGGCAGAAUGGAAAGAACCAGAAAACUUCACGUGUUCACAUAAGUACAUAAAUGAAACAAUAGAAAAACGGUAUAAAAUACCUUUUUCUCUCUUUGGAAUCGGACAACACAAAAUCCCUUAUAAGUAUGUUUUAUACGGUGGAAAAAAUCACACCUGUUAUGUUGUCAUCAACGUGAACGAAAGACGUGGUCAAGAUAUGAGCGGAUUUUUUAUCAAACAUGUUCAGUCAGGAAUGUGUGUUGAUGAUGCUUUAGCAUUCUUCUCUGGAAUCGCUCCAUUACAUUUUACAAGGAAUUUUUUUCAAGUGACAAAUAGUUUUAAAUUUUUACCAUCUGGCUCAAUCUUGAAUCUGAAUAGAGCAACUUGUCUUGUGGGACGAGGCAACGGAAAUCUUUUGCGGUUAUCUGAUGGAAAUUUUAAUGGAGAAUGCGGAGCCAUCAAUGCCAUAACCCAAACAUUUUGGGGUGGUCUAUUCUAUUCACGCUAUAAUAAAUGCAUAGUACGUUCAGAAGUUUAUUUCGACGUGGGACUGGCUGAUUGUAAAAAUGAAGAAAAUCAGCGAUUUAAUUUCGGCAAGUGAGAAUAUUCAUCCAGUUAGCGUAGAUAUACUUAAACUCUAAUUAAAAGCCACUGCAAGGCCACAGAUAUAGGAAUGGC
Xenia sp. Carnegie-2017 is the source of this 1072-nucleotide messenger RNA. RefSeq lists its product as uncharacterized. The record is from RefSeq and is a predicted model, not a curated record. NCBI's taxonomy places the organism in Eukaryota, Metazoa, Cnidaria, Anthozoa, Malacalcyonacea, Xeniidae. The transcript is spliced from 4 exons. The coding region runs from base 105 to 995 and encodes 296 amino acids.